CACUGUGCAUGCAUAGGAGCUUGACUGGAGUUUGUUGUCGUGUGAAACAGUACGACGAAGCCAGUAGCACAUGAACGGCUGAAGAGCGAGAACGUCGCGCCCUCGCCCAAUGCUCUCAUUUACCUCAUAAUUCUAGACUCAAGCGUACAAUAAUCAUAGAUACAUUUUUCAUUGAAAAGUUCGGUGACUUCGUAGUGAUUUGUGAAUGAGAAAGUUUCACGUGUGUGGAUUUCCAGUGCUGAUGUUGGUCUCAGCGUAACUUCUCCAAGGAUGUGGCGAUGACGCUUGGGAGCAUGGACGCCAAGGACACGCAGGUCCACCUGCCGCUGAACGGGCGCGGCAGCCGGGGGGACCUGAACGAGAAGGUUAUGUUCUCACAGAAGUCGCAGCCUUACGCCGAACAACUCAACAAUGCCCAGCUCACUGGGGGAUCUCAAAUCAACUUAUGCAACGGGGUACCAGGUGGGGCAGCUAUAACGGGCUUGACUCCAAAGAUUCCAAAUGGCUACGGCGACCAGAAGAAGCCUAUGGCCUCUCUCACACAUCUUCCGAAAAGGCCGCCAGUCGACAUAGAAUUCACUAACCUCUCGUACUCAGUGAGCGAAGGCAGGAAGAGAGGGAACAAAACUUUGCUCAAAGGUAUCAAUGGAACCUUCCGCUCAAGCGAACUUACCGCCAUAAUGGGUCCAUCGGGAGCCGGGAAAAGUACUCUGAUGAAUAUAUUAGCAGGUUACAAAACAUCAAAUGUCGUCGGAUCUAUACUCAUAAAUGGCAAGGAAAGAAAUUUGCGAAGAUUUCGGAAGCUAUCCUGUUACAUCAUGCAAGAUGACUGCUUACUACCACAUCUCACUGUCAAAGAAGCGAUGUACGUGUCAGCCAACUUGAAACUUGGGAAAGAUAUGACAAUCGCUGCCAAGAAGAUAGUAGUCAGAGAAAUAUUAGAAAUGUUAGGGCUAUCGGACGCGAGCGACACGCGAACAAUAAGUCUAUCAGGGGGGCAGAAGAAGCGCCUGUCGAUAGCUUUAGAAUUAGUUAACAAUCCUCCUGUGAUGUUUUUCGAUGAGCCGACUUCAGGAUUGGAUAGCUCGUCGUGUUUCCAGUGUAUAUCUUUGUUGAAAUCACUGGCGAGAGGAGGAAGGACAAUAAUAUGCACAAUUCAUCAGCCGUCCGCUAGACUCUUUGAGAUGUUCGACUUUUUAUACACGCUUGCUGAAGGGCAGUGUAUAUACCAGGGGAAGGUCACUGGAUUAGUGCCGUUUUUAUCGUCACAGGGCCUGAACUGUCCUAGUUAUCACAACCCUGCUGACUAUGUAAUGGAAGUGGUAACUGGCGAGUAUGGAGAUUGGGUUCACAAGUUGGUGAUGGCUGUGAACAAGGGAAAAUGCGACCGUGGCCAGUCCUCCACCUCGUCGUCUACGUCCUCAGUCCCACAAAACCUCAACUACAACAACCAGACUAGGAAGAACAAUACUGAAAAAGCUGAUCUGGAUAUUGUUAUAGAUAAACCAACUUGCACUGUGAUAGACAUGUCGGAACCACCGAUGAAUACAGAAAAACAACUGGCCCUACCAAACGCUACAAACUUGGCUCCAGUCACUUGCACCACAUCUUUAUUAGACUCCAGCGAGAGUUUCUCUAAGAAACCAGUAAAAAGCGGAUUUCCUACUUCUGGAUGGAAGCAAUUCUGGAUUCUUCUAAAGAGAACAUUCAGAAGUAUACUCAGAGAUCAAACGUUGACGCAUUUAAGGCUGUUUUCGCAUACUGUCGUGGGCCUGCUCAUAGGAUUCUUAUAUUAUGACAUCGGAUCUGAUGCCGCAAAGGUGAUGAGUAACGCUGGCUGUAUUUUCUUCACUGUGAUGUUCACUAUGUUUACGGCUAUGAUGCCUACAAUUCUUACAUUCCCAACUGAGAUGAGCGUGUUUGUGAGGGAGCAUUUGAACUACUGGUACUCAUUAAAGUCUUUCUACUUCGCGAAAACCAUGGCUGAUCUGCCGUUCCAGAUCGUAUUCAGCGGGGUUUACGUCAUAAUAGUAUACUUCAUGACCGGGCAGCCGAUGCAGACCGACCGAGUACUGAUGUUUGUCACCAUCAACAUCUUGACGGCACUGGUCGCCCAGUCGCUGGGCCUCCUCAUAGGAGCCGCGAUGAAAAUAGAAACAGGUGUCUAUCUCGGACCUGUCACGACAAUACCAGUAGUACUUUUCUCAGGCUUCUUCGUCAACUUCAACGCAAUACCGAACUACUUGCAAUGGCUCACGUACUUAAGCUACGUAAGAUACGGAUUCGAAGGCGCCAUGCUGGCGGUGUAUGGAUUCGAUAGAGAGAAAUUACAUUGCUCCGAAGUCUACUGCCAUUUCAGGAAGCCAGAAAACUUUUUGAAAGAAAUGACUAUGGAUAACGCGAAUUUUUGGGUCGACGCUGGCGCUCUGUGCGCGUUGUUCGUUUUUAUUAGAGUAAUCUCAUAUUUAGUUCUAAGGUUCAAGUUGAAGAUGAUGCAGUAGAGGCACAAAUUCGACUCGCUUGUAAUGGUAAUAUGUUCACUCAUUGUCGAUGACAUCAUCCACAUAUAGGUGGUUAGAAAGUUAUAUUUAUGGUUUGUAGUUUUGUGAAUUUAAUGAAUAUAUAUUUUUAUGCAGAUAAUAAAGUCAACCAGUCUGCUGGAUUUGUCGAUAUUUUUACUGUGAUUUAAUUAGUAUAACUAGUAUAACUAUCUUCCUGGUAUGAAAUGCGAGGUGGAUGUUGCUAGUUAGGGUUAAUGUUAAUAUUUUGUAGAGGAUAUCGAACGGUGACACCGAAGCUACUGGUGAUGUUGUUGACAAUGAACAAAUUUCUCCAGUUAUCGUGGAUUAUGAUAUUAAAAUAGGUUAUCUAAUUGGGAAUGUAAGGAUUCGUAUCAAUGGCCAGAUGUGGUUGCUAAACCCUGAAAAGUGUACUAUAAUUGUGGUUAUUUAAAUGAAAAUGAUUGAAGUGAAAAUGGUGAUUUCUAGUUAUGUUAGAUGGAAAUUAGUUUAAUACCCAUCAGUAUCUAGAUUGUCUAGACUAUACUGCUAUUUGUGCUCGAUAGAUCUCUGGAGUAAUUGUCAAAUAAGAGGGAGUAAAAUUAAUGGAUCUAACUGUGUGAGGAAGAACGAUUGUAAUUAAAUUUUCUGAAUGAUCAAUUAGUUUUUGCGUAUGUUUGAUUAUACAUAUAAUGUACUUAAUCUGGUAUAUCCAUCAAGAAUAUGAGCGAGUCGUUCAAAUUAAUUGGUCAUCAGCGCAAAAGUGGCUCUAAACUUAAAAUAUGCAGCAUGAAGUUAAUGAAUUUGUAUAUUCAUUCAUCUAUUAUAAGUAUGUUAGAAUAUGAACCUAUAAUUGGUUAGGCCACUUUUGAGCUUCUAUAUUAAUAGUCAGAAGUGAACACAAUAUUGUGUUGUUUAAAGUAAAAUACUUCUUUAACAAAAUUCCGAUUAGAUCAAAUAAAUUAUUAGUAUCUUACCAUUGUAUAUAGCUUUGGUGGAUUACACGCCGACCCCUAUACUUACAUCACAUUUAAUCUGGGAUUAUGUCGUUUUUUCUACGAUUAUAUGUUCAAAUGAGUGGCCUAGGUGUGGCCCAGCAGUGAAUUUCGUGUUAUGUCGUCACAAUUCGCUUAAGAUCGUACUUAUAAUGCGCAGUUUUCUUACAUUCCUAAUCUCUGACGCGAUUAUUAUAAUAGUUUUCGAAAUAUUUAGCUUUCUAGGAUGCAGGAAUUACAUUUAGAUUGUUUAUACGUAAUAUUAGGUAUAGAUAAGAUUUUAUAGGAGAUUGGGCCCAUGACUUAAUGUUAAGUUCCUUAUUCAUAUUGAUAUUAUUAGUUUUGUUUGUAUUUAUGUCACGUACACAGAUCAAUUCAUUACAUCAUAGAUUUAAACAGAUUAUUAUAGUACCUAUAAUAUUGCUAAUGAUUUGGUAAAUCUCUAUAUAUCCUAAUUACCAGUAUUUAUCAUUAAUAAACGACUGUGAUUUUUAUAUAA
Messenger RNA from Plodia interpunctella (Indianmeal moth), 3992 nucleotides. RefSeq names its product ABC transporter expressed in trachea (gene Atet). The transcript is spliced from 8 exons. The record is from RefSeq and is a predicted model, not a curated record. Gene Ontology annotation, molecular function: ABC-type transporter activity; ATP hydrolysis activity; ATP binding. Gene Ontology annotation, biological process: transmembrane transport. Gene Ontology annotation, cellular component: membrane. Lineage: Eukaryota; Metazoa; Arthropoda; Insecta; Lepidoptera; Pyralidae. The coding region runs from base 279 to 2501 and encodes 740 amino acids.